AUGAAUCCAUAUAUUUGCCUUAGUCCAUUCGGAUGUAAACGUCGUUAGAGACGGCAAUACCUACCGAGCGCAGUGCUUGAAACAACGACGAGGCAUUUCAGAUGAAUGUGUUUCCGAUGUGAUACGGAUAAUUAGAUAAACUCAAAACAGCAAUCAACUCACAAGCACACAGGCAUUACUGGUCACACAUCAUAGUAGAGGAACAAUCAUGUCGACGACAGCAACGCGCUACCCUGGGGAUUGUGACGAAGCUUACCCCGAAGUUUUCACCGUUCCUCCACCCCAGCCAACUGAAGCAAAGCCAGGACAACUCACAAAGGCUCAAGUUGAUCAUUUCUUUGACAAGGGCUAUCUGAUAGUAGAUAAGUUCUUCUCCAAGGAGGAAUUGGACCCUUGCAGAAAAGCCAUAGAGAAACAAGUUGAGGAUCUCGCUCAGAAAUUGUACAAAGGAGGAAAGAUUAAAAAUUUGUACCAAGACAAAGGGUUGUUCGAACGCCUGUCGUUUAUUGAGAAAGAGUUUCCUGGUGCCAAUGUCAUCUUACAUAAAGCAGGUAUCCUCCCACCGGAAUUCCGUGCAGUUUGGAGCAAUGACCGACUCUUGAAUUUGGUUGAACAACUGGUUGGACCAAACAUAGCUGGACACCCAGUGUGGAAUCUGCGGACAAAAACACCUCAGAACAACGCGUCUACAGUUCCAUGGCAUCAAGACUGUGGUUACCUUGACAACGAGUCUUACAAAGUCCUGCAACCAACGGCUUGGAUUCCGCUUCUCGAUGCCACUGCUCAAAAUGGCUGUAUGGAGGUCGUCACCGGCGGUCACCGACCAGGUCGCAUCUGCCGUCACACGUGCUGCUGGGCGGACACGUGGUAUGUGGAACUUCCAGAGGAGGAGAUGGUGAAGACUCUGGGUGUGGAUCUGGACAAAGACAUCAAACUGUGCCCAAUUCCCUACGGCGGGAUGCUUUUGAUCAACAACAUGAUCCCCCACAGAAGUCUGCCGAAUCUUUCCAACGUUAUUCGAUGGAGCAUGGACCUGCGUUGGCAGGAUUCCUCUAAACCUGUCGGCUUCUACGGCUUGAAGGAGGGAUUACUGAUGAGGGAUCCGUCCAAACCUAACCACAAGAUUGACUGGUCGCCAUUUGUAGCUGUGGACAGAAGCGUCACUUCAAAACAGGCUUGCAAUAAGGGCGAGAAGGAGGAUGAGUUUGACACGACGAUCCAGGGUCCACACAUGAUGAAGUGGGAGAUGAUUCAUCAGAAUCGCCACACGGCAAAAGUCGAUAAGGGGAAGCCUUUCUCUAACUGGCACAAAGCAUGACAUGGAACCUAACAGGCACACACGUUAUCAUGCAUACAUGUGUAUCUAUGUAUAUUUGUUUCACAUGUGUAGCUAUGCAAAUAUAUGACCCAUGUACAUAUUAUAACUUUGCAUUUUUUUGCUGUAUGAGAUAUUUCAUGCCUGUGCUAGUACAUAGAUAUACGAUUCGGUUUAUCAAACUGAUUCUACGGAACGUGUAUAAGAAUAACAAUUUUUAUCGUAUGCAGUAUUUUAUGGGUAUAUUAACCAUUGGGAUAAUUAAAUCUUACCAAGAAAUAUAAAGUUGUUUUAUGCUGAUUGGCUAGGUCAUGCCUGUUGUUCCACGAUCGUUGGUUGAGAGGCUAUUGAAAAACAUGAUGUCAUAACAAUGCAUUGUCAUGACCUCAGUAAUAUGAGUUUAUGUUAUUUUAUUUUAUUUUAUUUUGAUAAUUCUAUGUACUUUAUAGAAUGUCCCUCAUGAUUUAUGGUUGAAAAUUACAAAAUAAUACACGGUGUGUCAGCUUAAUGUGGGCUUAUUGUCAGCUUAAGUCCAAAAGCUGGAGAAAUUAUGUCUUCUACAUUGAAAACUGUGCCAAGAAGCUAUCAGUUUCAACACGACGUCGUCAACAGUGAUAGGCACCAAUGUCAUCUUCUACUUAGACUUCACUGUGCAGUAACUAAACAAGGAUGCAAAUUUUAACCACAACAUAUAAUUAUAAGAGCGGAAAAAGUAACCCUGCUUUAUAUAAUGUUGUGUAAAUGUAAUGUUAUUAAAAAUAUCAUAACAAUA
Messenger RNA from Haliotis rufescens (red abalone), 2087 nucleotides. RefSeq names its product phytanoyl-CoA dioxygenase domain-containing protein 1-like. The transcript has 9 exons. The coding region runs from base 209 to 1318 and encodes 369 amino acids. Lineage: Eukaryota; Metazoa; Mollusca; Gastropoda; Lepetellida; Haliotidae. The record is from RefSeq and is a predicted model, not a curated record.